This is a messenger RNA of Rhincodon typus (whale shark), 1269 nucleotides long. RefSeq names its product gap junction gamma-1 protein. Gene Ontology annotation, cellular component: connexin complex. NCBI's taxonomy places the organism in Eukaryota, Metazoa, Chordata, Chondrichthyes, Orectolobiformes, Rhincodontidae. Gene Ontology annotation, biological process: cell communication. The transcript is spliced from 2 exons. The record is from RefSeq and is a predicted model, not a curated record. Bases 1 to 1269 code for a protein of 422 amino acids.
AUGUCGUACAAAAGGCUGCUGCGGAAGGUCUGGAUCACAGUGAUGGUAGUGUUCAGGCUACUGGUGAUCAUUGGUGUUGGCUAUCCUCUGUACCAAGACGAACAAAUGAAAUUCACUUGUGAUACCAUGCAGCCAGGAUGCUCCAAUGUGUGCUACGAUGCCUUCUUCCCUGUAUCCCACUGCAGAUUUUGGUUUGUACAGGCCAUCGUGCUCUGCUUGCCUUUAGCUUUUUUCAUCCUGUAUGUGGCCCACAGGGUGCCAAUGCAAAACGCAAAAGCAAGUUCCAUCCAGUGUCUGCAAAAUCCGGCUGAAACGUCGUCAACCAGGAAAGAGGCUGUGGGAAGUACUUCCUUGACUAGGAAAAGCCAGGAGACAAAUCUCCAUUUGACAGACAGCCACGAGGAAGCCAAGGCUGCAACUGAAGACCUCAGAAUAGGACAAAGAAUUCUUAAUUUCUGUGAGGCAUAUGUGCUUCAGUUACUUCUGAGGACUUUGUUGGAGGCAGGAUUUGGUGUUGGCCAAUAUUACUUGUUUGGCUUUUUUGUCCCAAAUCGGUUUGUCUGCUCCAGUUAUCCGUGUGCCAACAGAGUGACCUGUUAUCCCUCCAGGCCCACAGAGAAAACAUUGCUGGUUAAUUUUAUGUUUGGGGUCACUGCAUUUUCCUUUCUCCUGAACUUUGUGGAUCUGAUUUAUGUAAUUAAUCAGGCUGUCAAACAAAAUAAGAAGAAUAAGUUGCGGAUGAAACAUUUUUAUCAAGCAGAGUCCUAUCAUGACAUACCAAGUGACACCCACGAGCUUCCUGAAUUCAAAGUAGUCCAAGAGCAUGAAAUGCAUGUGAGGGAAAGGCGAGAGAGUGGCGCAAGUGUAGGCAGUGGAGGAAAACCUUCCAAGGCAGGGCAGGAGGAAGGUGCUUAUGUACACUCAGAGGUGCUGUCAGAGGACGUGGCUCUCUCUAACACCAAUAGCAACAACACACAUCUCACCGUGCUCACAUCAAGCCCUGCUUCUAUAGGAGGAUCCCCUGACAGCAAGUUGGCUGUCUUUGAGAAGGGGCAGGGGACAUCUCCUCAUGCCUUCAGCAGCUAUGCAGCCUGCGUGCCGGGUCAGCAAGGCUCUAGAUUACGGCAGCACGCACUACCGAAACCUGCCCAAACUCCAAUGAGCAACAGUCAGCUGAUAGAGGAGUAUAGGCUUGUUCAUAUGCGGGUCACAGACAGCGAGUCAAAUUGCAGCAAAGGCAGCAGGAAAAAGAAAUCUGAGUGGGUUUAG